AACAGGUUACAGCAAAUCAAAACAUCAGAAAUUUUACAACGUCAUAGUUGUUUAUAUUUAUUUUGUAUAGAAUAACAGUAAGAAAAAAUAAGAAAUGUACUUCCGUGGAUCUUCCUUCGCUGCCACAGCCAUUUGGUUGUUUGUUCUGGUGUUGGAGCAACAGCACAGUGACGUAGCCGUGUCUGCAGCAUCCACGAAUGGCACAAAGGCCAUCAAUAGCUCGGUGCCCAGUGUACCGGCAGCAAUUCCAGAAGCUCUAAAGCCGGAUGAUCGUAAAACCGUUAAGAAAGCCCUGUCCAUAGAGGCGGUGCCCAAUCAGAAGGUUGCCGAUGUCGUCAUUGCUGAAAAACCUGAGCUAACGUUGAAGGAACAAUCCAAGGAGUCCCCACAGGCCGCUGCCCCAGAAUCGCCAUCCUCCGGUCUGCCUGUGGAGGAUGUGCGCAUCGAGCACUCCAGCAUGGGCAAUGAUGUGGACUUUCCGGGACAAGCCGUUGUCUACGUUCUGGUGGCAAUAACUAGUUCCGCCAUUUUGCUGCUUGUCUUGCGUGUCUAUCGCAUGCGAUUAACACGGGCAGAGCGCAAAUAUGGAGUGCAAGGCGACAGGGCCAAUCAGGAGCUAACACCGCUGCCCAUGGCCAUCGAAGACGUCAACAGCGACGAGGAGGACCACACCGUGUUUGAGGUCAAUCGCCAGAAUAUACGCAUAUUAUGAAACAGCUAACACAAUUGCACGCCAAAGAGAUAUUUGGUCGCCACACCAUUCUCAACACUUCUCAGCAACUUGCCUUCUCAGCUGGUCUCCGUAACUAUAUAAUCCUUGUAGAAUUACGUAUUAGCCGGUAGCAAACUUUGCAAAUUGCCUGAUUUCCUACUUGGUAACUGAGUUCUGUGUAACUUUCUCCCACAGUUGGUUCCCGUUUAACGAAUCAAAAGAAAACAAAACCACUUGUGAUAACUUUAACGAUAUAUGAAUAUGUCUGUAAGAAUAUAUUGUAGAAGACGCUAAAGCGCUGAAGGCAUGCCAAUUUCGGUCAGCGGAUGCUUUCACAAUAAAUGUUAUAUUAAAUGUACUGCACA
Molecule: messenger RNA, 1077 nt
Organism: Drosophila guanche
Lineage: Eukaryota; Metazoa; Arthropoda; Insecta; Diptera; Drosophilidae
Exons: 2
Coding region: 95-712 (205 amino acids)
Source: RefSeq, a predicted model, not a curated record